This is a messenger RNA of Penicillium brasilianum, 898 nucleotides long. NCBI's taxonomy places the organism in Eukaryota, Fungi, Ascomycota, Eurotiomycetes, Eurotiales, Aspergillaceae. The record is from the annotation of a GenBank genome assembly.
CUCCACACUCGUCGCUCGAGGGAAGGUCCAGCCUUUUGCCCCAACGUCACCAGUUCCAGAGGUAGAAAGCGGGAAGCAUUCAAUUCCACACCCACUCUCUCCAUCUUUAAACACUUCAAUUUCCUCCUUUCCCUUUGACCUCUACAGAUCCUUCAAUCCAAAACUCAGUCACAAUCACCAUUAUCAAUACCCUCAACAAUGGCUCUCCCCGCCCCAAGCACAGACCCAAACACCCUCAUCGCCCAAGAAAGCAGCGAAGACUACAAAUUCCGCACCUUCACCGCCGAAACAGCGUGGACCCUCGGUACCGCCCUCCGAACCCGCCUGCUCUCCCUCCCAGCCUCCCAACGCAAACCCGCCCUGAUCUCCAUCGCCCUCGCAACGGCUACAUCCCCCAACCCACCACACGUUCUGUUCCAAUGCGCGACGGAAUCUGGGACCAUCCCGGAUAACGAGAACUGGGUGCGGCGCAAGCGGAAUACGGUGCUGCGCUUUGGGAUGUCCAGCUGGGCGAUGCGGAUGAAGGUGCUUGCCGGGUUGAGCGGCAGUGAGAGUGCGAGUGCGGUUGAGGAGGCGUUUUUGAAAAAGUAUGCGCUGGCGAGUUCGAGUGGGGGUGCCGUUGCGGAUGAGUAUGCUAUUCAUGGGGGUGGGUAUCCGAUUCGGGUGAGGGGGGUGGAGGGGGUUGUUGCUGUCGUUGUUGUUAGUGGGUUGAAGCAGGAGGAUGAUCAUGCGGUGGUGGCCGAGACGAUCAAGCAGGUUAUCAAGGAGCAGAAGUAGGGUGUUAGAUGGACGUGGAGACGGUUGAGCGGAUAGAUUGUAUAGAUAUCGAGAAUAGAAAAAGCUCUACAACUACGGAGUACGAUAUGGAAAGAAAAGUAGUGUAUGCAAAGGUAUCAUG